AUGUCUAAGUUUAUCUUACCAAAUACUUUGAGGGAAUUAAGAUUUCACUUAUCCCAAACUGGUGAAGCUUCCAUACCAUUAAGAAAAUUUUUAACCGCCAAUUAUCCAUCAUUAAAGACUCAACUGAACUACAAGUUGCCAAUUUUAAUUAGAGAAUCUUACGGUAUUCCACCAAGUAUAACUGCUAGAUUCGAAAAAGGUAUGGAAAUAAAAAAUAACGUCGAAGGAUUAGACGAAAAGGGAAUCGAAGGUAUCUUCAAAGAUUUAUUGAAGAAUUAA
Messenger RNA from Debaryomyces hansenii CBS767, 279 nucleotides. RefSeq lists its product as uncharacterized. The transcript has a single exon. Lineage: Eukaryota; Fungi; Ascomycota; Pichiomycetes; Serinales; Debaryomycetaceae. Bases 1 to 279 code for a protein of 92 amino acids. The record is from RefSeq and is a predicted model, not a curated record.